Molecule: messenger RNA, 910 nt
Organism: Medioppia subpectinata
Lineage: Eukaryota; Metazoa; Arthropoda; Arachnida; Sarcoptiformes; Oppiidae
Source: the annotation of a GenBank genome assembly
AUUGAAUUGCGAUUGUUAUCAAAUGCUAUAAAAAGGGAGCAAAAAAUACAAUUAUAUUCAGUCAUUAAUUGCAGGAAAAAUGAUGCUUUCAGUGAUAUUCCUAUUGUCUGCCACUUUAUUAAGUGGUUGUGCGGCGGACUGGCAUCAGGUCUGGUCUGAGGAGUUCAACGGGAGUGGAAGUCCGAGUGAUGCCGAGUGGUGGUAUCAGACCGGAGGCGGAGGUUGGGGUAAUAAUGAGCUCGAGUUUUACACACAAAAGCACACAAACAACGCUCGAGUAGAGAACGGACACCUUGUCAUUCAGGCCCGCGUUGAGGAACAGGGGGGCCGACACUUCACAUCCGCCCGAAUGGACUCCCAUAAGGGCUGGACAUACGGCAAGUUCGAGGCCAGAGCUAAACUACCGAAAGGCAAACAUUUAUGGCCCGCCAUUUGGAUGAUGCCUCAGAGCGACGUUUAUGGCUCAUGGGCAGCGAGCGGUGAAAUCGACAUAAUGGAGGCCAGAGGCCAGAAACCGCGAGUAACUCAGGGCACAAUCCACCAUGGUGGUGUCGCCCCUAACAAUGUAUGGCACGGUUCUGGAGAGCGUGAUCUGGGCGUUGAUUUCUCGGCCGACUUUCACUUAUUCAGCAUCGAAUGGGACCGAAAUGGUAUCAAAUGGUUGGUCGACGGCAAGGAAUACCACUACGAAGGCAUCAAUAAGAAUAUGUGGUCGGGAAAGGGCCCGAACCCAUACAACCACAAUGUGGCCCCAUUUGAUCAGCCCUUCCAUUGGAUACUAAACAUAGCGGUCGGCGGAAACUUCUUCCCCGAAAGUCAAUACGGAAAACAAGUGACUGUCGAAGAGGCGAGACAUUGGGAAAAGCCCACAAUGGAAAUCGAUUACCUCCGCGUUUAUCAAUGGAAAUAA